This is a messenger RNA of Micropterus dolomieu (smallmouth bass), 2285 nucleotides long. RefSeq lists its product as uncharacterized. The transcript is spliced from 10 exons. The record is from RefSeq and is a predicted model, not a curated record. NCBI's taxonomy places the organism in Eukaryota, Metazoa, Chordata, Actinopteri, Centrarchiformes, Centrarchidae. Gene Ontology annotation, cellular component: membrane; extracellular region. Gene Ontology annotation, biological process: lipid transport; lipoprotein metabolic process. Gene Ontology annotation, molecular function: lipid binding. Bases 741 to 2147 code for a protein of 468 amino acids.
AUUCACAUCUUUGUAGUAGCAUCCAUGUUGUUUCCACACACACGGAAGUCGGAAGAACAACUUCACAACAACUGCUCGGUUCACACUACUGCUGCUUAGCUCUGGGGCUUCAGACGUGUUUGGCAGGUUAAUCAGCAGCAUGCCCAGGUGCAGCCAGGCAGCACUCCUCCCAACACAUCUUGUGUUGUGGCUUUUGGUUCCUUUUCUUUGUUUUUACAGCACAACAUCCAUGCAGCACAUUUUCAAUCAUCCACUCCCUACACUACUGAUUUUACAUAUUCCUCCCAUCUCUAGUUUUGUUGGUUUUAAUUUCGUCAAGCAUUCAGAAAUAACAUGCAAAUAUGAGUGCUAAAAGAAGAGUUUAAAAUCCAAACUGCAGUAAACAAAAAUUCAAGAUGAGUCGUCCAUCCCACAAUUGCCAACACAUCAGUGACAAAGAGUAAAAAAAAUCCAGGCAAGCUUAACAAGAACAAAACUUACAGUCACUUAGCCUGCUGAACGAGUUUUAAAUAAACUAGUCAACAAAACCAACCAGGUGAUUGGAGGAGCAGGUAUCUAUAUGGCAUUUGUGGCCUGACAAGAGUACAGGCAUGUCAAACGUAUGGGAGAAUUAUUGAGCCCUUUCCUACACUGGACACAGAAAGGAUCAAACGGUGUAGUGACACAGAGAGCACUGAUAACAACGGCUUCCGAACUGAAACAGGACGAGCCGUCGGAAACCCCCAAGGAAAACCAACGUGAUGAAGAAUGCCAUCACCAGCUACUAUGAGGUCCCGCAGUGUGCUGACAAAGACCCAGAUGCAUUAGUGCCUCCUGUCACAGAUGGAAGCCAGUUAGAGGUUGAAGUCAAACCUGUACCUAGUCCCAGGCCAAGAUUACAACACAAGUCCCUGUGGAACAUCAGCAACAACACUGCUGACUCUGUAGACACAACUAGCAAUACAACCAAAGCAGUGAGGCCUCCUCCCACUUGUCCUCCCAGACCACCAAUGAGCCAAUGUGCGACUUCAAGUAAACCCACAGCAGCAGAUGGCAAUCUCUAUGUGAAAUUAAAUACUGUGAAGGCCACAGACAGAACAGACAGACCUGCAGUUCUGCCAAGACCUCGGCCAUCCUCCCUCCCUCUCUCUACAUCAGUGUGUGAAACCUCACCUCCACAGACCAGACCACCACCGCCUCAAUUCAACCUGCCACCCCCGCCAGCAAUGGGGAGUCCAUCAGAGCCACUGUACAUUGAGAUGCCCACCUACCUGGAAAUUCUUCCAGCGGAUAAAGAUGAGAGUGGCUGCUCCACUUCUCAUCAACAGACCACUGAGGACACAGAGGACAUCAAUGGGAUGUUGACAUGGUUGAAAAGAGUGUCAAAAUCCAAUUUCACGGUUCCAUCAUUGUAUGGCCUCAGUAUAGGCGAGGAAAUGAGAUCAUUUAGUCAGAGAGCCAUGAAUGUGAGAAAGGCCCUGCAAAUCUACAACCUUCUCAUGGUAAAACGCAACGGAGGCCUGCGGGACAUCAUCGCAGAAUUCAUCUCCAUCUCAGACGGCCUGGACAAGAUGAAGAAGAUGAAUAAAAACAUGGGCAUUGCAGGAGGCACCACAGGUGCUGUGGGAGGGGUGACUGCCAUGGUGGGUAUCGCCUUUGCCCCUAUAACCCUGGGUGCCUCGCUGAUUGCUACAGCUAUUGGUGCUGGUAUGGUGGCGUCUGCUGGGGGUAUAGGUGCCCACACAGCUAUCGCCAAUAAGAAGACUGUGGAUAGGAAGACAAUUGAGAAACUAGUAGGCGAAUAUAAUGCAAAUAUUAUUGAUGUGGAACAUUGUCUGGAUUUUAUCCUCUCUGGGAUGAAUGAGCUGCGAAGGCACAACAUUCUCAGGUUACUGAGGGCAGGAGCCCCGCCUGAUGCACUGAAGAUGGCACAUCUGUCACAGUCUGUGUUUGGCAUGAACCAAGACACCUCACACGCUGGUGGGGUGUCAUCUGAGAAACUGAUUCAGGCUUUUGCUAAGGAAAUGGAUCUGUGUUUUUCAGAGAAGGAUGGUCAGAAGCUGAAGAAGUCAAAUAAGAGCAGGUUUUCAGGUAGAGUUCGCCUGCUGGCUGAAAAUCUGCAGGAUGAACUAGAUCACCUGAUUCAAAUGUGCGAGAUGUUUGGUUGAAUCAAAGAACUUCUUGUUGUGUUGUGUUGUGUGCCUGUGUGUGGUGAGACAGGGAGAAAGAGAUGUUUAAUAAUGUUUUAAUUGGUUUAACUGGUAAUAAAAUGCCUUAUUUAGCCUGCCACUUAUUUUUCAAUAAAC